AGAGGAGUUUACAAGAAGAAUGAGUCUGGAAUCUAUGGUAGAAACCUUGCGAGAGGAGGCGCAGGAAGCCGAAGCUCUCCAGGAGGAGUUAAAUGAAAAGAUCGAGAGGCUGAAAGCGGAACUUGUGGUCUUUAAGGGUCUGAUGAGUGAUCCCAUGACAGACCUGGACACAAAGAUUCAAGAAAAGGCCAUGAAGGUGGACAUGGACAUCUGUCGGCGAAUCGAUAUCACAGCCAAGCUGUGCGAUGUCGCGCAGCAGCGCAACUCGGAAGACGUUUCCAAGAUAUUCCAGGUGGCUUCCAAGAAGAAAGACCGCAAGCUCACGUCUGACGAUGACCUCUCGGAGCAGGAUGGAGACAACGGCAGGUUCUCCGACGACGAGGUCAGCUGCUCGCUCAACAUCACGGAUGAAAUGAAGCGUAUGUUUAAUCAGCUUCGUGAGACAUUUGAUUUUGAUGACGACUGUGAUAGUUUAACAUGGGAGGAGAAUGAGGAAACGUUGCUUCUUUGGGAAGACUUCACAAACUGCAAUCCUUCAAUUGACCUCCAAGGAGAGGAAGAAAACCUGGGAAACUUGAUCCACGAAACAGAGUCUUUCUUUAAAACGAGAGACAAGGAAUACCAAGAAACAAUAGGGCAGAUUGAGCUGGAAUUGGCCACGGCCAAGAGUGACAUGAAUCGCCACCUUCAUGAAUAUAUGGAAAUGUGUAGUAUGAAAAGGGGCCUGGAUGUGCAAAUGGAAACCUGUCGCAGGCUUAUCAAAGGCUCAGCUGACAGAAAUUCUCCAUCUCCCAGCUCUGUAGCCAGCAGUGACUCAGGAAACACAGAUGAAAUUCAGGAUGAGUUGGACAGAGAGACGGAUGUGGAGCCCAUGGUCAGCUGAUACACAGUUGGAGCAUUCCAGUGAAAGGGAAGACACAAGAAAAGAUAAAAACAAUACACUGACUGGGGAAACAAAAGACUUGAAAGUCCUUGCA
Apaloderma vittatum (bar-tailed trogon) is the source of this 977-nucleotide messenger RNA. It is a transcript of the gene IFFO2, whose product is annotated as intermediate filament family orphan 2. The record is from RefSeq and is a predicted model, not a curated record. The coding region runs from base 20 to 883 and encodes 287 amino acids. The transcript has 8 exons. Lineage: Eukaryota; Metazoa; Chordata; Aves; Trogoniformes; Trogonidae.